AUGCAGCUUCGUAGUUGGUUGCUAUGGGUGUGUCUGUGGUUGCUAAGCAUCACGAAGGCUUGGACAGCGACCUUCAGGCUGGCUCUUAUUGGUCCAUGGUCGUGUGACCCCAUGUUUUCCCGGGCGAUGCCGACGGCUGCGGCCAACCUGGCAUUGUUACGGUUACGGAGCGACAGUCGUAUGAGCAGAGGAUAUUGGUACGAUGUGAAACUGCUGGAUGAGGACUGCUCCGCCUCCAAAGCUCUGACAGAACUUGGACAGAUGGAGGGUUAUGGCCACGCCUACAUCGGACCCUUUAACCCUGCCCUCUGUCACGCCGCCUCCUUGUUGGCUCAGCACUGGGAGGCUGGGCUUGCCUCUCCGGGCUGUCUGGAUACUGAUUGGCCGAACCUGCCGCCCAUCACUCCUCCCAGCAGAGUCUUGUUCAGUGUACUCAGGUUUUUCCGCUGGGCACACGUCGGCGUUGUCUCAGCUCCGUCCAACCUCUGGGAGAGCACUGGGCAUGAAGUGGCUUCAGCGCUCCGGGCUAUGGGCCUGCCGAUUGGUCCAGUUGUUACCAUGGAAACUGAGAACAAUGAUGGAGCACGGGAGGCACUGAGAGCGAUCAAAGAAGCCGACAAGGUCAAAGUGGUGAUCAUGUGUAUGACAUCUGUCCUGAUUGGUGGAGAGGAUCAGCGAGAGCUACUAUUGGCUGCACUGGACAUGGGGAUGGUUUCCGACGGUUAUGUGUUUAUACCGUAUGACGCCCUGCUCUAUGCUAUGCCAUAUCAGGACACAGUUUUCCCUCAGCUUACCAAUAGCACUCAGCUUCGUCAUGCCUACAGCUCUGUUCUGACUGUCACCAUGGCAUCUGAUCAAAGUUUCUAUGAAGCUUUUCGUCAGGCUCAAAUCAGCCGAGAGAUCCGGUCUGCUGUCGCUGCAACUGAGGUGUCUCCAGUCUUUGGGACCAUAUUUAACAUGGUGUACUUCGUUGCUAAGGCAGUGGAGGAGCGUCGUCAAGCAGGGGGCGGGCAUUGGGUGACGGGUGACCAGCUUGUUCAAUCAAAUGGAGGCUUUGAUUUCCAGGGCUUCAAUCAGGUGUUGUAUGGAGGUAAAGAGGGGCGUGGCCUGCAGGCCAGGUAUGUGGUGUUGGACAGUGAUGGUGACCAACUCGUGCCGACACACUCAUUCGCUCCAACACACAUGGAUGGGACGAUCGGAGGUCUGAGACCACUGAGCCGCUCCUUCAUCUUCCCUGGAGGAAAUCCCCCCAAAGCCAGUUUCUGUUGGUUCAGUCCAGAGGAGGCCUGCAGCGGGGGUGUAGACACGGCAACAAUGUUUUUUGUCUUCCUGUUGCUCUGUGCUCUGAUUGGAGUAUUUUUAUACUGGAACAGGUACAGGAAGUACAGGGGAGCAGCAAACAUCACCAAACUGAUUAUGACUCUGGACGACAUCGUCUUCAUCGACACUCAAGUCAGCAGAACGAAACUGAACGAUGAGUCGAUCAUGAGGAGUCUUCUAGAAAUUAAAACUCCGUUCCGCUCGAUUGCUCGAAGUUACAUCUUGACUACACCUGAGAGCUCCAACAUAGGAAUACUGGAGGGCGACUGGGUUUGGCUGAAGAAGAUUCCUGUUGGAAAGAUGAUGACAAGUGUCAAUCAAAGCACCCAGAGGUUUUUCAGCCAGUUGCGGGAGAUGCGACAUGAGAACCUGAACCUGUACCUGGGUCUGUUCCUGGACUCUGGGAUCUUUGCUCUGGUGGUAGAACAUUGUCCUCGAGGAAGUCUGGCUGACCUGCUGGCCAACAGCAACAUAAGGCUGGACUGGAUGUUCAAGUCAUCCCUGCUCAUGGACCUCAUCAAGGGGAUGAAGUACCUUCAUCUACGAGGUCUGAGUCAUGGUCGACUCAAAUCUACAAACUGUUUAGUCGACGGACGUUUUGUUCUGAAAGUCACUGACUACGGCCUUCCCAUGAUCCUUCACUCUCAGGGCCUCAGCACUCCUGAGGACCCACAAGAGCUCCUGUGGACAGCUCCGGAGCUUUUGAGGAAUCCGGUCCAAGGAGGUUCGUUUGCUGGAGACGUCUUCAGUUUCUCCAUCAUCACACAGGAAGUGAUCUCACGAAUGCUGCCAUACGCCAUGAUGGACAUGCCUGCCCACGAGAUUGUAGAGCGUCUGAAGCAGCCCCCUCCUCUCUGCAGACCGGUGGUUUCGGUGGAUGAAGCUCCGGCCGAGUGUCUCAGUCUAAUGAACGAAUGUUGGAAUGAAGAUCCGAGUAAGAGGCUGAGCUUCGACGACAUUUUCAAACAGUUUCGGGGCAUUAACAGAGGGAAGAGGGCGAACAUCAUCGACUCCAUGUUGCGGAUGCUGGAGCAGUACAGUUCAAACCUGGAGGAUCUGAUCCGAGAACGAACUGAUGAACUAGAGGUCGAGAGAAACAAAACAGAGAAACUGAUCGGACAGCUCCUGCCUAAGUCGGUAGCUCAGGCACUGAAGAAAGGGAAGCCCGUCCAACCAGAACAUUACUCAGACUGCACUCUGUACUUCAGUGACAUCGUCGGAUUCACCACCAUCUCUGCUCUCAGUGAACCCAUCGAGGUGGUGGACCUGCUGAAUGACCUCUACACCAUGUUUGAUGCCAUCAUUGCUUCUCAUGACGUCUACAAGGUGGAGACUAUCGGAGAUGCCUACAUGGUGGCUUCAGGUGUCCCCAACAGAAAUGGGAAUCAACAUGCAGCAGAAGUGGCCAACAUGUCUCUGGACAUCCUGCACUCGAUAGGAGCGUUCAAGAUCAAACACAUGCCAGAGAUCAAAGUCAAGAUACGGAUUGGACUGCACUCAGGUGCAGUGGUAGCAGGUGUGGUGGGACUCACAAUGCCCAGGUAUUGUCUGUUUGGAGACACAGUUACCACGGCGUCACACAUGGAAGCCAGCGGACUGCCCUACAGGAUCCACAUCAGUCUGUGCACAGUGAAGGUCCUGACCAGUCUCAAACUGGGAUACCACAUCGACACCAGGAAGGCACAGGUGAAGGGCUCGGAGGACACGUAUUGGCUGACUGGUCGAGAUGGUUUCACAAAACAUCUUCCUGUUCCUCCAGACCUGACCGGAGGGGCCAGUAACCAUGGUAUCAGUCUGGAUGAGAUUCCAGUUGAGAGACGACAAAAGUUUCUGGAACGACAGAAGAUGAUGAAAAAAUGAUGGCAAAACACACACACUACCUCAAGGACGACAUUUU
Messenger RNA from Seriola aureovittata, 3217 nucleotides. RefSeq names its product retinal guanylyl cyclase 2-like. The record is from RefSeq and is a predicted model, not a curated record. Bases 1 to 3180 code for a protein of 1059 amino acids. Gene Ontology annotation, biological process: receptor guanylyl cyclase signaling pathway; protein phosphorylation; cGMP biosynthetic process. Gene Ontology annotation, molecular function: peptide receptor activity; protein kinase activity; guanylate cyclase activity. The transcript is spliced from 23 exons. NCBI's taxonomy places the organism in Eukaryota, Metazoa, Chordata, Actinopteri, Carangiformes, Carangidae.